UGUACCGCCAAGAUGGUGGACUGCGAGGCUGUUGAGGUUUACGAUCUAACAGCUUUAAAGAUGCACGACAAUUAUAGUUAUCAAUGUCUCAAAGGUGAAUAUCUUGUAAUUGUUUUACUUUGGAGCGAUAAAAUGUUAGCUGAAGUGAAGAUUGAAGACGUGCUAGAAGAUGGACGACUACUGCUAUGCUAAGAUGGCGACGUCAUGUCAAAGAGAAAGUGAAAGAGAAUCACCAACUUCCAGCAAAUCACCGACGGAGAUAAAGAUGAAAGGUGAAGACGUCCAGCAGCUGAUUGGUCAUCCAGAAGAACUUUCCACUCAGUCGCAGGAGGGUCCACAGCCCCCCCACAUUAAAAAGGAAGAGGAGGAUCUCCGGAUCAGUCAGGAGGGAGAGGGUCUUCUCGGCCAGCAGGAAGCUGAUCUCACCAAGUUGCCACCGACUGUUGUCUCCGUGAAGACUGAAGAUGAUGAAGAGAAACCACAACCAGACUACCUCCUGGCUCCACUAUCAGAUGGAGAGUCCGAAGACAAGGUUAAAGAACCUUUGAGGGGCGAUACAGACUGUGAAGACGUCCAGCAGCUGAUUGGUUAUCCAGAAAAACGUCCUCCUCAGUCACAGGGGCGGAGCUCUACUUUGAAGCAAGAUGAUCCACAGCCACCCCACAUUAAAGAGGAAAAGAAGGAACUUUGGAUAACUCAGGAGGAAGCUGAUCCCACCAAGUUGCCACUGACUGUUGUCUCUGUGAAGACUGAAGAUGAUGAAGAGAAACCACAACCAGACCACCGCUUAGCUCCACUAUCAGAUAGCAAAGCUGAAGACGGGGAGGAAGAACUUUUAAGCAACGAUACAGACUGUGAAAUUGAUAUGAGGACUCACACCGACAACAAAAACUCUAAUUGCUCUAAAAGGAAGACGGGUAAAACAUGUUUGAGGUGUUCAGUUUGUGCUAAGCGCUUUUCUAAAAAGAGCAAUUUGACUGUCCACAUGAGGACGCACACGGGUGAAAAACCAUUUAGUUGUUCAUCGUGUGGCAAAAACUUUACUAAAAAGUGCCAUUUGAGUGAGCACAUGAGAACGCACACGGGAGAAAAACCAUUCAAUUGUGCACUUUGUGUUAAAAGCUUUACUAAAAAGUGCCAUUUGACUGAGCACAUGAAAACGCACACCGGCGAAAAACCGUUUAACUGUUCCGUUUGCGGUAAAAGCUUUUCCAUAAAGACCCAUUUGAGUGAGCACAUGAGAACACACACAGGAGAAAAACCGUUUAACUGUUCCGUUUGCGGAAAAAACUAUACUAAGAAGUGCCAUUUGACCGAACACAGGAGAACACACACUGGAGAAAAUUCUUUUGAUUGUUCGGUUUGUGGUAAAAGCAUUACUCUCAAGAGCAAUUUGACUCAACACAUGAGAAUACACACUGGUGAAAAACCGUUUAAUUGUCUAGUUUGUGGUAAAAAGUUUUUUCUAAAGGGCAGUUUAACCCGACAUACGAGAAAGCACACUAAAGAAAAACUAUUUAAUUGUUCAACAUCUAACAAGAGCUUUGUUACCAAGAGUCAUUUGACCGAACACAAGAGAAAGCGCACAGGUGGCAAAACAUUCAAUUGUCUAGUUUGUGGUAAAAGUUUUUCCCGAAAGAACAGAUUGACCGAACACAGCAGAAGACACACAGGAGAAAAAAUCGGUUGCUCAGUUUGUGGUAAAACCUUUUUCUCCAGGCAUGGCUGGACUCAACACAGAGUGACGCAUUCAGGAGAGAAAACAUUUAGUUGUUCAGUUUGUGGCAAAAGGUUCUUUUUUAAUUCCGACAUGGUGAGACACAAAAGAAUACACACGGGAGAGAAACCAUUUAACUGUACGGUUUGUGGUAAAAGUUUUUCUCAAAAGAACAAAUUGACUGGACACAGCAAAUUACACGCGGGAGAGAAAAAUAAAAAAUAAAAUCUCAAUAAAAAGGACAUGUUAGCUUUAAAUAACAAUCAGCAGAGGCUUGCGGUAAAACGAGAACUGUGUUUUCUCGCACGAGAAUAAAAACUUUUAGUUGCUCAGUUUUUAGUGACCAAGUUUACCUCAUCGCAUAAUGAAACACACUUGUUUGCGGUUAAAGAUUCUCUCCGAAAUUGCUAGCUUCAGAAUCAGAAGAGUUUUUAUUGCCGUUGUUUGAGAACGGGUUCACAAACUAGGGAUUUUACUCUUGAUUAAUGAAAACAUUCUUGGCAAAUGCUUUUGCUCUCGUCCGUCUUGGGCAAGUUGUUGACAUGUUGUCCAAACGAUGACGAAAGUUCAUCCUCUGGGGGGGGGCGGGGAAAGGCUCUGCCAUCUUGGGAGGAGUCCGAGAGAUGGCGUUCUUGGGCUUGGAAGAUUUCCUUGUAGUCUUCCGCAUUGUGGAUUUCAGCUGAAGAAACUUUCUCGUCCGCUUCAUCCUCGCUAGGGCUCCGCCUCUCGCCUUCAGGACUCCGCCUGUCAGCAUCUGAGCUGCGCUUCACCCCUUGAGCCCGGCAGUCGGUCGCGGGUCGCUCGUAGCUGCGGCGUAGCGCCACUCCCUUGGGCACACAUCCAACACAAAAUGGAAUAAAAUGAGUUGAAACUAAGAUAUCAGAUUUAGUUAUUGUUUAUGUGCCUGAUGGCCCAGGGAAAAACCCUUUUCAAGUGAGGAGGUAUGGGUCUGGAUGGACCGUAGUCUCCUGCUUGAGGGGAGAAUAUUUUGUGUCCAGUGUGAGAAGAGUCAGCUGUGAUCCGACCCAGACGCCUCCUGGUCUUGGAGGAGAACAGGUCCCAAGAAAUGGAUGGAGUCCACAAUAGGGGGAGGGAGAGUCAAUCAGAGAGAGAGGGGGAUAGUGGGGCUGUGAAUUUCCUGAAGUCCAAGAUCAUCUCCACUGUUUUCUGGCCAAUCAGCUCCAGGACGCCAGGCCGGUCCACCUCUCUCCUGUAUGCGGACUAGUCGCCAUCCGAGAUGAGACCGAUGAGGGCGAUGUUUGUCCGCAAACUUGAGCAGCUUUACUGACUGGUGACUGGAGGGGCAGCAGUUUGAUAGUACGUGACCUGGAGAGUCUCCCUCCCAGAUGGCAGGGAAAAAAAGCAAUAUGCCCAUAGUUUAUUUACCUGUGGGAUAGGCUAGGACUAACAAAACUAUGUUUUCAGCACAAACACGUUCAAGAUGAGACAAACAAACAGUGUACAUGGUUACAGAACAGGAACGCUGAUGGGUCGCCACGAGGCGCCCCGUGAAAGAUGGGAAAAGGGUAAAACGCUGGGGCAGAAGAUGAGUACAAAAAAUACAAUCUAGACUGGGCUCCAGUCUGGAGUGGGAAAAAAAACCUCCGUGCCAUGCACACACAAACAUGUUACAUUCAAUGACAACAACUCGUGACAGCUGGCAGCCGUCCAUCAUCCCGAAGGGUAAUUAAGCAGUGGUGAAGGGGUGGGGGAGGGUGUGUGUGUGUGUGUGUGUGUAUAUGCCCAUUGUCUUGGGUGUGUUGAUGUAGUGUCCAUAGGCCUGGAGCCGUCCUGCAUGCAAUGCAAGCAAAUGUUUGACUCCAGGUGUUGUUGAGGAGGGAGGGAGGUCAAAAGCGUCCAUCAUUGAGGAGUCCUUGGGGGGAAUGUUUUCAGAACAGCCUGCUCCUGUUGUUGCACCGUCAAGGCCUUUCGAGGGAGUCAAAUCGUUGAUUAGGAUUUUUGUUUUUCCGCGAGCAGACAUUACAAUAACAGCGCAAAGAAAGAGGCUUCAAAAAGUGUAGACGAGACAAAACUAAGAGGGCAAGCAAGGAGAAGAAGGGAGCGGAAAAAAUGUGACCGCCCUCACCAGAGGCAAGACAGAUGUACCGUGGGACCUCGAUGAAUGAAUUCAUUCGGUUCUUAAAUAGGGUUUGUAGGCAGAAAAAGUUUGUAUAGAGAGGCAAAUUUCUCCAU
Messenger RNA from Nerophis ophidion (straightnose pipefish), 3910 nucleotides. RefSeq names its product gastrula zinc finger protein XlCGF57.1-like. Lineage: Eukaryota; Metazoa; Chordata; Actinopteri; Syngnathiformes; Syngnathidae. The coding region runs from base 170 to 1942 and encodes 590 amino acids. The record is from RefSeq and is a predicted model, not a curated record. The transcript has 3 exons.